AUGUUUCCAAUGCUCGAAAGAAGUCCAGGGGAGCAAUUACCAGUUAUUUCAAGUGAUGACGUCACUAGAUUAAGGGCCCUUUAUGAAACUUUUCUCCCUGCAGAAUUGGAUAAAACAUCCCAAAAAUAUAAUUCAAUGGCAACACCCAGAAGUUUGCCUUCUCGUCCAGCUGGUAAGGAUAUGGCAGAAGUAUGUCCACACACAAUUACUGCUGCUACUAAUGUUUUACCUGGAAUGGUUGUUGCUUUCAAUGGACAAUAUACUUGGACAAUCAAGAAGGGUAAUAUCACGAGUGGACCAACCUUGAUAAAAGACAGAUUCCCAGAUGCCCCAGAGUUUAUUAAUGCUAGUUUCAGCACAAGUACAAUAACAAUAUUAAUUCAAGGCCAUACAUUGUUUGGCUAUAAUUAUGAUGAAAUACAUGACAAAUUUACGUAA
This is a messenger RNA of Meloidogyne enterolobii, 438 nucleotides long. The record is from the annotation of a GenBank genome assembly. Lineage: Eukaryota; Metazoa; Nematoda; Chromadorea; Rhabditida; Meloidogynidae.